GUCAAAUAGUUUGGCAUUUUAGCCCCUGACAAGUUCUGCCACACAUUUUUGUUCUGCCGGCGUCUUGCGAUUUCGGUUUGGAAUUAAUUUUUGUUUUUUAAUAUUAAAAUGAAGCUCGCUCCAACUGUAAAGUUGAACAAUGGGUACGAAAUGCCUAUAUUGGGACUGGGAACGUACCAGUUAAAGAAAUCACGUUGUGAGAAUGCUGUGCGCUAUGCUCUAGAGGCGGGCUAUCGGCUUAUAGACACCGCGUACCUGUAUCGCAAUGAAGGGCUGAUCGGGAAAGUUCUUAAAGGUCUAAUAAGUAAGAGGAAAAUACAGCGCAGUGAGGUGUUUCUGGUUACAAAGGUACCUUGGGACAUCUACCACGAGCCCGAGCGGGUGCGCUACGCGUGUGAGCUGCAAUUGAAGCUGCUCGGCGUUGACUACAUCGAUCUGUACCUGAUGCACUCGCCCGUUGGUGUGAAAUAUGUCACGGACGACGAUCUAAUGCCGCAUGAAGGCGACAAAUUGUGCACAAAUGCCGUGGACUUUGUGGACACCUACAAGAGCAUGGAGAGACUUGUCGACCUGGGACUAGUGCGAAGCCUUGGCGUGUCCAACUUUAAUAUUCUCCAAUUGGAAAGACUGUGGCAGAGCUGUCGUGUCAAGCCAGCGGCGCUGCAGAUAGAGUGUCACCCGGAAUUGAUUCAAAUGCCAUUGAUGGAGUUUUGUAAGGCUCGCGACAUCGCUGUAGUUGCCUACUCGCCUCUGGGUCGUCCCAAAUCCUGCCGAGCCUUGCCCUCAUUCUACACAGAUGCUCAUGUGCUGGCUAUCGCACAUAAAUAUGGCAAGACGCCUGCACAAUUGGCACUCAGAUAUUUGAUAGACAUUGGCACGCUACCCAUACCGAAGGCGGCUCAGGAGUUGCACAUUUCCGAAAAUCUGGAUAUCUUUGAUUUCUGCCUCACGCCGCUGGAACUCCAGCAGCUGGGAAAACUCAAUCGAGGGCUGCGCAUCUGGAAGUUUGUGAAAGCAAUAGAUCAUCAGCACUAUCCAUAUGAGCACUCACCUUUGUAAUGUAAUAAAUUCUCGUUCUGCUCAAAGUUGAUCGUGCCUUUCUUGGGCCAAACGCCUUUGCUCUGCGGCAUAUGCUCGGAUGUUGUUUUGAUGGGUGAAUUCACGCGACUCCGCUCGAUCCACUGUAGUCAGGCUGAAACGUACGCGCCCUCUUCUUAGGAAGCGCACUAUUGCAUUCCAUAUGCGCCGCACAAAGCACAUUUCAGCUACCUGUUGAUUAAUGGUA
Messenger RNA from Drosophila obscura, 1285 nucleotides. RefSeq names its product 1,5-anhydro-D-fructose reductase. The coding region runs from base 109 to 1059 and encodes 316 amino acids. The transcript is spliced from 5 exons. The record is from RefSeq and is a predicted model, not a curated record. Gene Ontology annotation, cellular component: cytosol. NCBI's taxonomy places the organism in Eukaryota, Metazoa, Arthropoda, Insecta, Diptera, Drosophilidae. Gene Ontology annotation, molecular function: aldose reductase (NADPH) activity.